GCAGAUCUCAUUAAUAGAAUUCCUCUUUGGUAAUCAAAUACUAUUACAGGUGACUACUCAUACUCCAACACUCUCACAAACUGAAUUUGAGGAAUUAGCAAAUCGUAUUGAAAUGGAUAUGAGAAAUAUGACUAGAAUGCAUUUAGAAGCAUUUCAAACCGAACAAGAAUUUAUUAAUAGCAUUGAUAUGAUGAUAAGAAAGGGUGAAUCCCAUGAACAUUGUGUCAUUUUUGAAUGUGAAAGAGCUCAUGAAAAUGGAAAUUUAAUUUCUUGCUGUCGGUAUUGUCUGACUGACAAAUUCAGAGAAGCUGUUGACUCAGGAGGGUUGAACACUAGGUUUGUUUUCCUCGUUCAUCUACCAAAGAAGUGUUUGAAGUCAAACUUUGUAAGCUUUCAAGAACGCCCUUGGCUAUGCUAUCAUGUUGAUGCCAUAUUCUCUACUGAGAAUUCAGUACCUUUGAAUCAGAUCCUUAGUGGUGAAGUGUGUUCUAUGAGCGACAUUUAUUAUGAUGAUAAUGAACAUGACAUUACUGAUCUUUCAAUUGAUGAUAGUGAUGUCAGUGACAGUCAGCAAUUCAAAAGUUAUCAACUCCUACCAUAUUCAGAGCCUCAAAGAAUCAAUCUAUGUAAGCGAAUGUAUUUACAAAUAUCAAAAGCUGCAUCAAAUCCUGAUCAAGUUAACCAACUUUCACAAAUAAUUCCUCAAACAAUACUUUUCCCACUUAGUAAAGAUAAAAUUACAUUUCAUUUACAAACCAUUCAUCUUAUUAAGGGCAUACUCAAGGAUAGAGAGUUAAAAGAGGGUACAAAUGUUCAACAGAAAUGGAUAUUAGAUGAAUCUAUGAAUAUGACUAAGCUUCAAGAAGCUGGAACAUUUCAAAAUGCAGUUGUGAGGAAAUUUGAUGAUAUCAUCAUUCCAAUUUUUGCCAAGAUAAUCUCUGUUAUUGAUAAAUAUUCUAAUUUGAAGUUACUAUCAAAAAUUGAAACUGAGUUAGAACAAUUGUGGCUUAAUUUGUACAACUCUGAUUAUGUCACCCAGAUGAUAAUGUCAAAACUUCGAUCUACACCAGAUGAUAGUUGUAUUAAUGCUACUUCCACAGAGCAAUUUUUUUGUCAAUUUCCAUUUUGCUGGAUUUUGAAUGAUAUUGUCAAUGAAAAUCCUAAUAAAGAUACUGAGGAGCUUAUUACACUACUACAAGACUAUGGUUUAUUCCAAAGUUUUGAAAGCUUACCAGAAACUACUAUUAGCUCCCUUGCAAGGUUUUAUGUGCAUGACUUUGUUCAUCUUUUGAACACUAAAGGACAGCCACUGGAGAAAGACUAUUAUGCAAUGCUGGAAAAGUGUAUGAUUGCUAUGCUGGCAAUACCUUUUUCUAAUGAGCUUAAUGUCACUUCACUGUUUCAAAUAGUUGUUAAUGUACAAAAGAUUUAUUCUGAAAACAAGUCAUUUUUUGAUUUGUUUUCUGAACUUAUAGUGCUAGUACCAUCUACUGUUCAUAAGAUGAAAUCAAAGCCAAAUGAUUCAAAUAUUGAAAUACAUGUAUUAUUAGUUGAGGCAUUGGAAAUAGUGUUAGAUAGCCCUUUCUUAGACGUAAAAGUUCCACUAAUGAGUAAAAAAGAAGUAUCAUUACAAGGAUGGAUGCAAAAACAGUAUGAGUCUCAUAGAAUCAUUUUUAGCAUUGUUGAAGAGUGUGACAUACCUCCAAAAGUAUUCCUAAAAUGGCAAUGGGUUUGUGUGAUGAAGCUGUUCUUUGAGUAUGUUGUACUGCAAAAUCAAAAAGAAACAAUAAUUUUUGCUAGAAGAAUUGAGAAGGUUUCAGCAAAAAUUAAUGAUUUUGAAGAUUCUAAUGCUCUUAACAUUGUUGCAUUUUUACUUUCUGAAAUUAAGAAAGAAUUAAAGAAAUUGGAAGUAGCAAAACAACAGAUGAUCAAAAUAAGCUGUUGGUCUUUCUUCUUAAAAGUGCUGUCUACACUUUGCAUUGAUGGAGAUAUUUAUGAUGAAGAAUUGAUUGACACUUUAAUUCAGGCUGUAUUCUCAACUACUCAAAAUGUGAAAGAUAAAAAGCUGUGUACAUAUUUACAGAACCAUGUGGAAGAAAUGACUUAUUUACAGUCCUUUACAAUUAAACUAAUCAUGCAAUAUGAGUAUAACAAGAUACAAAGUAAACUGACAAAUAUUAUGGGAAAAAUCAGUUCACCAAACACUCAAAGCUUUAUUGGAAUAUUCCUAGCAAACACAAAGACUAAAUUUAGUGUAUCAAUGCAGAGUGAAAAAAUGACUUCCGUUGCUGAUAGUUUGUUAGGUGAAGGACAUAGAUUGUUGAUGCAGUGUAAAAAUGAUGGAGCAUUGUCACCACAAUGCUGGUUGGCAGUUGCAAAGUUUACAAAAGGCCUUGAAGUUUUAGCAAAAAAAAUACAUGAAUCAAUCUUUUAUAUGGAAGCUGAUCCUGACGUUAUUUACCUUUUUGAUGAAGCUCAAAGCUACUGUCUGUCUGAUGAUCUUAAUGAUGAUCAAACUACAGAAGGACCAUUUUGGUAUCUCAUUCGCUACAUUAUAAGAACUUUUGGCAGCAUAUCAUUGAUGAGAAUAUUUAGAAAUAAUUAUUUUAAGUGGAUUUUGCCAUCUGAAAACUUUAAAGAUGAAGAAUUUAUUGACUUUGUUGCUGUAUACAAUCCUACUUAUCAGGAUAUCAGAUCUGCCAUUAGUAGAGCUACAACAGGAGAAUUUGAUGAACUAGAUCAAGCAGUUAAAAGUCUUAAUCCUACAUUCACUGUUCCACUUGCAUUAGCAUUAUUUGAAAGAGUAAAAUUAAGCUAUGCAACAGAUAUUCCUUCAAAAAAACUUUCAUCAGAAGUGCUACAUAUUGUUGAUGAACUCCUUCAAAAUCAGCAGUGCAGCGUUUUCCCUUCAAUGCAGGCUAGAAAAGAUGAGCAUGAAGAUUCAAUAUAUCAAAUGAUAGUGGUCCAUUCAGUUCUUACCAUACUUGCUAACAAAAAAACUGGACAUAUGAGAAUGUUAUCAAACUUUCUUUCAUCACCAGAGGCACUUAAGGACUUAAUGUUGCCUGCUAUGCCUAUAAAGUUGUCAAGCAUUAAAGAAGAGGAAGAAGGUUUUCUUCAGUGCAACAAUGGCCAUCAAUACACAGACAUAAUGUUGGAGUCAUUUUGUAUCCACUGUGGUAGAAUUAUACAAUAUUCAAGUAAAUCAUUGGCUCCAGUAGAUAAAUUCACUGAAAAUGAAGCUUCAUUUGGGUAUAUACCUUUAAAUGACAUGGAAAGAAACCCCCCAACUGGUUUUCUUUCUAAUGCUUCAUAUGCAAUCAUUAGGUGCAUAAUGCACUCAUGCUUACUAUGGUCAUCCUGCAAUGGAAAAAAUAUUUCACCACUAAUGAACGGAAAACUUGAUCUACCUUUACCAGAGUACAAUUCAUUUUUUUGGGGUCAAAUAAAGAAAGAUAUACAACAGUUAUCAAGCAUUACUGGUCAUUCUAUUGAUGAAGCUGCAUUGUUAGUUCAUUUAGUGUUAAAGCAAAUCAAUGAGAAAGGACAUCGUGUGCAACUAACAGGACAAAAUGUUGUUGGUAAUUUAGUAAAACUAAAUGAUAGAAGAAAGUGGGAGGAACAGUUUUAUGAUUGUUACAUUGAAUCUGUUGUCAAGGAUACAGGAUCUAGCAUUAAAAAAAUGCUGAAAGAACUAACUGCUAGAGAUUACAGCAAAUUAUUUAAAGCAGUGUACAUGACUCCCAUGACAUCAUCAGAGCCAUUUUUAUGGAAUGUUUGUCCUACAUUAACUUCACAACAAAUUUGUGGGCAGUUACUGACAAUAAAAGUAUCUGAGGAGCAUCCUGUGAUUUUCACAUAUCUUUCUGAAGUUCAUAGGUUUGAAGCAAUGACAUUUUUGCCAGAUAUCUUUAAAAUGCUUAAAAUAACUCAAAAAGCAAUAUCACAGUUUGAUUUUGAUGAAAAGACACAAGGAACUAUUGAGAACAUGCCAUUCAGGGAAUUUGUUAAUCAAAUUGAUGAUCAACAAAAAGAUGAUUACGAAAGUUAUUUUGUUUCUUUUCAGCGUGCUUGGGAAUUAUGUCAUCAUGAGCUUAAUAAUGGACGCUUGUUUGAGUUAAAGAACAACAGCAUUCAAGUAGAAAUUUCUAAAGAAAUGAAAAUGAAGUACCUAAUACCAACUACCUAUGGACCUGGAGUUAUCACCACUGGAUUGAUUGAUCAUCUCAUCAUUAGUCAUAACAAGUUCAUUAGACUUUGCCGCAAAUUUGUGGAAGAUUCCCUUAAAAAAAAUUGGCUGUGGCAAAGCCCAAAGGUGCCAUUGCAAGAGUUAAGUUCUAAGCACUUUGUGAAGUGUUCUGAUGAAUUUGUCAGGCUAGUCCAAUCUCAUAGUGUAUACACAAUCUCUAAUGGAAAUGUUACUAUUCAAAUAAAUGAUCUUGGAAUCAUUGAAAGAGAUUUUGUUCAGGAAUUUGUAUUAGGAAAACCAAUUAUAACCCAAGUAUUAGAUAUUCCCCAGGUGAUUUGGAAACGUCCUGUUCACAACACACAAAUUAUUGCAGCUGUUAAGAAGAAUAUUCCUCAACAAGCACUGCCUCCUCAAGUCCGGUCAGGGAUUUUAAUGGAUCUUAAAGAUGACUUAGCUGAGAUGACAGUUUUAUGUGAAACAAUCGAGACAGUAAUGAGGUUCCUUCAAAUCAAAAAAGAACCAGCAAAAAAGAAAUUAAAGGAAUAUGUAGAGAAUGAUUUGAUCAUUAUUGGUAAACUAAGAAGUGAAAAGAUCACUGAUUUCUGCUGCUUGGAGCAUGUUGUACCAUUAUGGAGAUUCUUGAAUGUUGAACGUGCUAAAUACAGAGUUCGAAAUGAAGAGGAUUCAUUCAGUGUUAAAAUGGAUUUUAUGGAAAAAAUAGAUGAUGAACAACAAAAAGUGUCUCUUGAAGCAGCAAUCAGUAAAAUGACUAACAUAGACAACAUGUUAGAAGUGAUGUAUGAGAUGAUACAGACCUAUGUACAAACAUGUAAUCUGGAAGACAAGCAUAAACAAUUGAGAGAAGUCUUGUUUGACUAUGUGCAUCAGACCAAAUCUGAGCCUAUUUCUCAUCUUAUGGAGUUCUUUCCUCCUGAUAUUGAACUAAGUCAAGUCGUCUGUGCAUGGAAGGAAAUAGUCCGUCUUCAAGAUGCAACAAAGAAAAAGAUUCGCUAACUUUACAUGUAAUUAAUUAUAGGCCUUAGUGUUAUUAGUAGCUGACUUAGGACAUUUUUAGACUUAACUAAACUAGCUAGUAUAUAGUUUUAUUUGCUGAUUAAUUAAGUUUUUGCGGCUCUCUAAUUAUUAUUAACAAUUUUAUUAGUUGCUUUGUUAACACUAAGCAUUGGUUGCAUCAUGUCCCUGCACCACCCAUGACAGCCAAAAUUUCUUGAAAUCUCAAAAACAGUUCUCAAUAAAAAUAAUAUUAAACUAUUUUAACAAUGCAAAAACUCUGCCCUCCCUGGCCUUCAUCACAGCACUUUUCAGGACCUCAAGACUAGUACUGGAAUCCUUCUGGAGUUCCCUCACUUCCCCUAUAUGCCCACUACCACAGACAAUCAUAAUGAUACUAUCAGGAGGGGAUGAAGACACUAUGUCACAGCAUAGCUUAUCCAGUUCAGAGAGAGUAGAUUUAAACUCUUCCUCAGUAAAACCAGUAGUCCUUUUCUUCAAUACUUCCAUUGAGUGCAAUUGUGUGAAUAUGAAAGUGUUUUUCGGAACACAUUCAAGUACUUUAUCAACAGCUUCU
Molecule: messenger RNA, 5777 nt
Organism: Amphimedon queenslandica
Lineage: Eukaryota; Metazoa; Porifera; Demospongiae; Haplosclerida; Niphatidae
Product: E3 ubiquitin-protein ligase RNF213-like
Exons: 32
Coding region: 113-5203 (1696 amino acids)
Molecular function (GO): ubiquitin-protein transferase activity; ATP hydrolysis activity
Source: RefSeq, a predicted model, not a curated record